AUGGCCUCUCCAUGGAAAUUUGCGUGUGCCCUCUGGGCUCUCGCCUCGACCGUCUCUUGUGCAGCAGCGCAGGCCACCUCCCUUACUGAACUCUGUUCCACCUCGUUCGCUCAGUCAUCACUACCUGCUGCUGACUUCUUCCCGGGACUCACAAUCGAUGCGGACUCGGUUGAGUCGACACUCGUAAGGAACGCAUCCGCUUCGAGCGAGUGGUAUCCGACUGCUUCCUUCGACUAUUGCAACAUUACAUUCGCCUAUUCGCACGAUGGUAUGACCGAUGGCGAUCGCGUCCAUGUCACCUACUGGGCUCCGGCUCCGGAAGCGUUCAAGAAUCGAUACGUGUCCACAGGAGGAGGCGGCCUCGCCAUCAACUCCCAGAAGGCUUACAUCCCGACGGGCGUUAUUGUCGGUGCGCUCUCCGGCAUCACUGAUGGUGGCUUUGGGUCGUUUGACUCCCAGUGGGAUAGUGUCUUUCUUCUCGCCAACAACACGAUCAACUGGCAGUCCGUCUACAUGUUUGGCUACCAAGCCCACCACGAGCUCGCAACGCUGGGCAAAGAGGCGGCCGGCGGCAAGGUGAUCCACGUGCACGGUGAAGCCGAUGACUCGAUCCCGGCGGGCUCUUCGGUGCACUAUUUCGAGUCGCAGCUGCAGGACUUUUACAGGCUCUUUCUCGUGCCUGGCGGCGCGCAUUGUGGGAGCAACUCGGCGCAGCCCGGCGGGGGCUGGCCGCAGACGACGCUGCAGACGGUCAUCGAGUGGGUCGAGGGCAAGACGUCGCCCGACACGCUGAGGAACACGGGCACGAAUGCUGAACUGUGUCCCUGGCCCCUGCGGCCGAUGUGGUCUGGCAAUGGCACCGAGGCCGAGUGUGUCAGCGACGCGGCGGCUGUGGCGACGUGGCAGUACGACUUUGAUGCGUAUAGGGUGCCGUUGUACUAG
This is a messenger RNA of Verticillium alfalfae VaMs.102, 942 nucleotides long. RefSeq names its product tannase. Lineage: Eukaryota; Fungi; Ascomycota; Sordariomycetes; Glomerellales; Plectosphaerellaceae. The record is from RefSeq and is a predicted model, not a curated record. Bases 1 to 942 code for a protein of 313 amino acids. The transcript has 3 exons.